This is a messenger RNA of Juglans microcarpa x Juglans regia, 5133 nucleotides long. RefSeq lists its product as uncharacterized. NCBI's taxonomy places the organism in Eukaryota, Viridiplantae, Streptophyta, Magnoliopsida, Fagales, Juglandaceae. The record is from RefSeq and is a predicted model, not a curated record. The transcript has 11 exons. The coding region runs from base 497 to 4855 and encodes 1452 amino acids.
UGACUGAAAGCAGACUAAGCUCUGUCUCUCUUUAUCUCUCUACUGUAUGGAGAGUGUAGAGAGAGAAGGGAAGAUACACAUAUGUGGGGGUGAUUAAGCAAAGACCAUCUUGUCAUUGUUAGGGUUUUCUUUGAACUUUAAAGCAGAAUAAAAGAAAAACCCAUUAAAGAAACUGGGAAAAGCUAUUCCCCGGGACAUACCGACAUAGGAGAAGAAGAUUGAAGAGGGUAUAAAAGAGAAGAGAGCGCAAUGUUGGUAUCCAUUUGAACCCGAAUCAGAGGAUCCGAUUAAGCCAGCCCAAGAUCUCAGAAAAUUGACGUCUCGGGCACGCUUCGAUUUCAAUGAUCUCUCUCGCAUUUGCUCCAUAUUUUCUGACACACUAGGGUUUUUGAAAAUUUGUUUUCAGGACCUGUGCCUUCAUUUCGUUGAAAUUACAUCUUGAUUUAUGAAUGAAGCAGAGAAGAGGUAGUGUACCUACUACCUAGAGUUGGGGAAGAUGAAGUCUGGCACGGCACUUGAUUAUGCCGUGUUCCAAUUGUCGCCAAAGCGCUCACGAUGUGAGUUGUUUGUCUCGGGUGAUGGAAACACCGAGAAGCUUGCAUCGGGAUUAGUAAAGCCAUUUGUGACCCAUUUAAAGGUUGCAGAAGAGCAGGUUGCACUUGCAGUUCAGACAAUUAAGCUUGAAGUUGAGAGUCGUAAAAAUUCUGAGACAUGGUUCACAAAGGGAACACUUGAAAGGUUUGUGCGGUUUGUUAGUACACCAGAGGUCUUGGAACUGGUGAACACGUUGGAUCAAGAGAUGUCUCAGUUGGAAGCUGCCCAGAGAAUAUAUUCUCAAGGUGCAGGAGAUCAACUUUCUGGUGCGUUAGGUGGGGAUGGAACAGGAACCUCAGGAGCAGCGGAUGCAACAAAAAAGGAGCUUUUGAGGGCUAUUGAUGUACGGCUUGUGGCGGUUCAGCAGGACCUGGCUACUGCAUGUGCUCGUGCAUCAGCUGCUGGUUUUCACCCAAUCUCAGUGUCUGAACUCCAACUUUUUGCAGAUCAGUUUGGUGCCCAUCGCUUGAACGAAGCUUGCACCAAAUUCAUUUCACUGUGCCAGAGGAGACCGGACCUAAUCAGCUCAUGGAAGCCAGUUGUCGAGGAUCGAGCCGUCAGAUCGUCGACGGGGUCCGACAUGUCAAUCGAUGACCCCACGGAAGACACAACUGGGUCCCACCAUCAACCCCCAAAUAAACAGGUCCACCACCCAGCUGGUCAAGACCAACAGAAACAAAAACAAACGUACCACCUUAACCAAUCGCAGCCUCCCACGUUUCAGCAGCCCAAGUCCCUCGCCUCCAGCACCACCUUCCCUGCCCGAGGCGAUUUCAACGAGAAAAACGAACCCAGGGAGGAACAGACCCAGCCAGAGCCCAAGGCGCAGAACGACAAGAAAGACGAGGCUCCGCCCGAGUCAUCUUCCUUUGCGGCGUCUCAACCCUCCCGGCGGCUCAGCGUGCAGGACCGUAUCAACCUCUUCGAAAACAAGCAGAAAGAGAACUCUGGCGGCAAACCCAUUGUAGGGAAGCCUGUGGAGCUGAGGAGGCUCUCGUCCGACGUGUCGUCUGGCCCUGCUGCCGUCGAGAAGGCCGUGUUGAGAAGAUGGAGCGGUGCGAGCGACAUGAGCAUUGAUUUGAGUGGGGAGAAGAAGGAUGUAGAGAGCCCUUUGUGUACGCCUUCGUCUGCAUCUUCUUUUUUGCAUUCGCAAGAUAAUUCCGAUAAUAUAUUCUCUGGUUCAUGCAAUGAUAAGGACCGCAAGGGGUUGAACGACACUCAGAGCACAUUUAAGGUUGAUGCAAAGAGUAGUUCCGAUGGGGAUGGUGAUGCCGUGUUGAAAAAUCAAGCUGACGUGAAGAGCCAGAUCAGGGGGGUUUUGGGUAAAGAAGAAGAGGUGGGAUUACAGGGGCGGACGAAUUGGAAAGAUCAAGCUGGGGUGAUUGGUCAAACCCAAUUCAGAGCUUUUACUACUAAAGCAGAGCCGGCUGGGGUGAGCGACCAGGGGGUUUCCAAGGAGAAGGUGAAGAUUUCUUUGAGUUGUGAAGGGAGGGGUGCUGGGGUUAAAGAUCAAGUGGGUAUCGAGUCUCAGUCUAGAGGCUUUUCAGAGCGGACUGAGAUUGUUGGACUGAAGUAUCAGGUUCUAACUUUUGCAAGCAAGGAAGGGGAUGGUACAUUUGAUGGGGCAUUUGGCAAUAGAGUGGAGGACUCUGGACGGAGGGAUCAAGUGGUGAAACCACAUUCCAGGGGUUCUCAGAGUCAUUCCCGCUCUUUGUCAGGGCAGUUUGAUGGUGGUAGUGGGCUAAAACUGAAGGAAAACCCCUCGUCACAGCUCAAAGGAGUUGAGGGUGUUCAGUUGCAUCCUCAGCCCAAGUGGAGAUCUUUUACAGGAGAAAUUGAGGAGAUUGGUAAGAAAGAAUUGCAGUCCUCAGAUAGGAAACAAACCAAAGAGGAAGAUUCUGCAGUCCUGAGCAUGAAGUUACAGAAACCUGUUUCUGCUGGUCGUGAGCCAACUAAGAAGACUCAGGGUAGUAAGGAUGAAAUUGGUCUUUCUUACGAGUACAGCGACUUGGACUAUCCUGGUAAAAAGGUUUCAGAGACUCAAGAGAGUUUCUCUACAAUCUCAACAAUGCCAUCAGAGCAAGUUCAGAGAGUUAGGCAGUCUAAGGGAAACCAGGAGCUCAAUGAUGAACUAAAAAUGAAGGCUAACGAGCUUGAAAAGCUUUUUGCAGAGCACAAGCUUCGGGUUCCCGGGGAUCAGUCUAGUUCUGCAUGGAGAAACAAGCCUGCCGACAAACAGAUGGAGCAGGCAGCAAGUUCACAGUACAGAAAACCAGCAUCAGGGGAGAUUACUCCCAUGCAAUUUCAGAACAAAAACUCAGUUAUUGAAGGGGCCGAGAGUACCAUUAAUGUGGGAAACUUAUGUACUCCAAGUCCGCCGAUGAAGAUGGUAGAUAAUCAGGAUUAUAGCGAUACUCUGAAGAAGAAUUUUUCUGAACUUAGUUUUACAGAUGAUUCCAGAGGAAAAUUCUAUGAGAGGUACAUGCAGAAAAGAGAUGCUAAACUGCGGGAAGAAUGGAGUUCUAAAAGAUCAGAGAAGGAAGCCAAGAUGAAGGCUAUGCAGGAAAACCUUGAGCGCAGCAGAGCUGAGAUGAAGGCCAAGUUUUCUCCCUCUGCCGAUGAACAAGAUCCAUUGUCUAGUGCUCAUCAGCGAGCAGAGAAAAUUAGAUCUUUUAAUUUUCGGUCAAAUAUGAAAAGGGAGCAGCACCCAGUAGAUUCCUUUCAGAGUGAAGAUGAUGAAGACCUUAAAUUUCCUGGGCAGAAAUUUUAUGGACCAGACAGGUUUUUCAGCGAGUCCUCUGUUGGGGAUGUUGCUUCCAGAAGUGCUCAAACUAAGAAGCUUUUGCCGAACAGAAGCUUCUCUUCAUCUACACCCCGCACAACAGCCAAUACGGUACCACGGUCAUCAGCCAAAGUUUCCAAUCCCAGUUCUGGAAAGCGAAGAAUGCAAUCAGAAAAUCCUCUUGCGCAGUCAGUUCCACACUUUUCUGAUUUUAGAAAAGAAAAUACGAAACCUUCUUCUGGAGUAAGCAAAACAACAACCCGACUUCAGGCUAGAAACUUGGGUCGCAGCAAGAGUACCAGUGAAGAUGUACCAACUGCUAAGGAAGAGAAGCCACGACGAUCUCAGCCCUCAAGAAAAGGUUUCAUCACUCCAGUAGAGUUAAAAGAUUUGUCGCCCCAAAACUCUGACAGUGCCGUUUUGGCUCCGUUAAAAGUUGAUAAAGAGCAGAUUGAGCAGAGCCCAUAUGAAAAACUUCCAAAGAAUGUGGAAUCUAAGCCUUUCCUCAGGAAGGGUAAUGGAAUAGGUCCUGGUGCUGGAGCCAGUUUUUCUAAGCUGAAGGCUGCAGUUGCAUCUGAGACUUUGGAAAAUGACGAAGAAUUUGAUGAAUUGGCCUUUGAGGCAGAAGAUUCGGUGGAUAUGGCUAAGGAGGAAGAAGAGGAAGAGCUGGAAACCAUGCAGGUUGACAAUCGUGCUGAUAUGAAUAAUGGGAAAAUUACACUGAGCUCAGAAUCUUACAAUUCAGCUAAUUCUGGGUCUGAAAAUGGUGAUUCCAUGAGAUCACUUUCUCAAGUGGACCCUGCUUCUGUGGCUGAAUUGCCUGCUACUGAGCCUUCUACUUUCCACAGUGUAGGGUCUUUGCAGGACUCCCCAGCUGGAAGCCCCGUCUCGUGGAACUCACGCACGCAUCAUCCAUUUUCAUUUCCACAUGAAAACUCUGAUGUUGAUGCUUUUGUGGAUUCUCCGAUUGGGAGCCCUCUAUCCUGGAAUUCUCAUAGCCUAACCCAAUCAGAGGCUGAUGCAGCUCGAAUGAGAAAGAAAUGGGGAGCUGCUGAGAAGCCUAUUGUUGUUGCUAAUUUAUCCCACAAUCAGUCUCGUAAGGAUGUCACAAAAGGGUUCAAGCGAUUGUUGAAAUUUGGAAGGAAAAGUCGUGGGACAGAGAGUUUGGUUGACUGGAUCUCUGCGACAACUUCAGAAGGAGAUGAUGAUACAGAAGAUGGGCGGGAUGCUGCCAAUCGGUCAUCAGAAGACUUGAGGAAGUCAAGAAUGGGAUUCUCCCAAGGUCAUCCUUCUGAAGACAGCUUCAAUGAGAGCGAGUUCAAUGAACAGGUGCAAGCCUUACAAAGUUCUAUCCCAGCACCUCCAGGAAACUUUAAACUGAGGGACGACCAUAUGUCUGGAAGCUCCUUAAAAGCUCCAAGAUCCUUUUUCUCGCUCUCAUCCUUCCGAAGCAAGGGAAGUGAUUCAAAGCCUAGAUAAUCAUAUCUCUGUGUGGAUUGGCCAGAGAAAUUGGAUCAUUGCAAAGGUUAGGGUGUAAAGGAAUAUCAGAUGUUUAUCUAUAAAAAAAAAAAAAAAGAAAAGGAAUAUCAGAUGUGCAAAUGCUCAAGGUAAGGAUGAUACGAAUAUUUGUAGAAGAUCUAGAAUGGACUAUGUAUAUCUUCUUGGAUUCAUGAGACCUUCCUCAUGAUUUACUCGAUAAUAUGAUAGUGUGUUAAAAUAUGUUGUAUAUGCUAUUGAAAGAAGAGUCCAUUUUUUCA